AUGUUUUCUUUAGCGAUGGAAGCAAUGAGAAGAGGCAUGAGGGUAGUGGGUUCUAUGCAGUUACUAGAUGUCAUAAAGCAAAGAGUCCAAGAGUCUCUUGACAUAAAUGUGAGCGAUCACCUCCAAUUCGUGUUAGGCACGAAGUCAGGAAUGGUCACCGCUAUUGUUACUGCAGUCAGGCAGUUACUGGGAUCCUCCACACUAUCUUUCGGGAAAGCAUAG
Linum tenue is the source of this 222-nucleotide messenger RNA. Lineage: Eukaryota; Viridiplantae; Streptophyta; Magnoliopsida; Malpighiales; Linaceae. The record is from the annotation of a GenBank genome assembly.